AAGGAUCUUACUGUUGCAGUUGCUGAGAACAGAGUCAGAACCAUGCCAGCAAAGGCUCCAAUUAAAAAGUCCCCAGCAGCUAAAGCUGCUCCAGGUAAACCACAGGCAGCUCCUGCGCCUGUGCCUGAGCCAGUCCAGGAAGUCCCUGUACCAGAAGUCCCUGUACCAGAAGCCCCUGUUCCUAUUCCAGAACCUGUUGAGAAUUCUGUUCCAGAGGCAUCUGCACCACCCACAGAAACCCCAGCCCCAGAAACAGAAGUUUCUGUUCCAGCACCAGCUGCACCAGUUUCAGAACCAGAAAAGGCUCCUGAAGUAGUUGAAGAACCUCCACCUGAACCAGAAGCUUUAAAAGAAGAACCACCAAGUGAGCCUAUAGAAUUAACAGUGGAUGAAAUUGAUGACACUUCGAUAUCCCUUAAAUGGAAAGCUCCAGAAAAGGAAGGAACUGCUGCCCUGGAUGGAUACUUACUGGAAUACCAAAAAGAAGGCAGUCAAGAAUGGAUUGCUGUGAACAAAGAGCCAAGUGUUUCAACUCGCUACAAAAUUCAGAAUUUGAAUACUGGUGAUAAGGUCACUGUCCGUGUUACAGCAGUUAGCAAAGCAGGAAACAGUGCUCCAAGGGCACUUGAAAAUUUUGUUCAAAUUCGAGAAAUUGUGGAUCGUCCCAAAAUCCGUCUUCCAAGGUACUUGCGUCAAACAUUUGUGAAACAUGUAGGAGAAGCAGUGAAUCUGGUGAUCCCGUUCCAGGGGAAGCCAAGACCUCAGGUCCAUUGGACUAAAAAUGGACAACCUCUGGAUCCUAAACAUGCAAGUGUCAGAAACAGUGAGAGUGACACUAUUCUUUUUAUCCGAACUGCUGAGCGUAAGGAUUCUGGAAUAUAUGAACUGACAGUACAAAUUGACACGCUGGAGGAUAAAGCCAAGAUUGAGAUAAAAAUUGCUGAGCGCCCUGGGCCACCAAAGAGUAUUAAGCUGCUGGAUGCUUGGGGAUUUAAUGCAGCUUUGGAGUGGACCCCACCACUUGAUGAUGGAAAUUCAGAUAUUACAGGAUAUACUGUGCAGAAGGCAGACAAGAAAACUGGGGAAUGGUUUACUGUACAAGAGCAUUACCGCCAGACUAACUGCACUGUUUCAGACCUGAUCAUGGGAAAUUCUUAUUUCUUCAGAGUAUUUUCAGAAAAUUUGUGUGGCCUAAGUGAAAAGGCUGCAGUGACUAAAGAUUGUGCUUUUAUUAAGAAAACUGGAAUCACUUAUACACCCCCAGAGUAUAAGGAUCGGGAUUUUGCAGAGCCACCAAAAUUCACCCAGGCGCUAGCUAAUAGGGCAACAACAACUGGAUACAGUACUAAACUGUUCUGUUGUGUCCGUGGAAGCCCAAAGCCCAAAAUUGUGUGGCUAAAGAAUCAAAUGGAAAUUAGAGAGGACCCUAAAUUCCGGUGCCUUGUUAAUCAGGGAGUCUGCUCUCUUGAAAUUCGCAAGCCCUGUCCUUUUGAUGGUGGAGUUUACACCUGUAAAGCAAUCAACUCAUUAGGGGAAGCAAGUGUAGACUGCAGACUUGAUGUCAGAGUGCCCCAGUAAACAGGAUACUAAUAAAUAAGAGGAGAUUGCUGAAUGAAAUUAAUGAAGACACACAAUCUCAUACAGUUUUCUCAAAACAAAUGAUGUCCUGUACUUGUUUUAUUUCAUAUGACUUAUAAUAAAGGAUUUAAUUAGCA
This is a messenger RNA of Xenopus laevis (African clawed frog), 1715 nucleotides long. RefSeq names its product myosin binding protein H S homeolog (gene mybph.S). Gene Ontology annotation, biological process: sarcomere organization. Bases 43 to 1578 code for a protein of 511 amino acids. Gene Ontology annotation, cellular component: M band. Lineage: Eukaryota; Metazoa; Chordata; Amphibia; Anura; Pipidae. The transcript is spliced from 11 exons. The record is from RefSeq and is a predicted model, not a curated record.